AUGCAUAAAUUAAUUAUUUAUUGUACUCCAGAACACUCUGAAAAUUUAAAAAAAGAAUUAUUUGAAAGAUUCAUUGGUAAAACUCAUACUUAUGAACAUGUUGUUAUUCAAAGUAAAGUUACUCAAUACUUUAAAUUAUCAGUUUUAAAAGAUCAGAGUAUAGAACUUGAUAAACUAGAAUUUUAUGUUUCUGAUGAAAGUAAUCGUAUUUUUAAUGCUUUGGAAUAUUUGAAGGAAAAUUUACCAAAUGAACAUUGUUCAUUUGAAUCUUAUCAUUUAGGAAAUAAUGGUUAUAUAGGUUUUAAUAAAUAA
Dictyostelium discoideum AX4 is the source of this 312-nucleotide messenger RNA. RefSeq lists its product as hypothetical. The record is from RefSeq and is a predicted model, not a curated record. NCBI's taxonomy places the organism in Eukaryota, Evosea, Eumycetozoa, Dictyosteliales, Dictyosteliaceae. The transcript has 2 exons. The coding region runs from base 1 to 312 and encodes 103 amino acids.